CAACAAAACAGUGUUCAUCUUUUCAAGCAUGACAGCUUUUCUUCAGACUUUUCUUGGUUGAGCAGACAUAUUGAAUGCAUGCAUCGGGUCUACCAUCAAAAAAGGUAUUGUGGAAUACAUGGUUCUCGAUUUUCUCUCUGCCUCUCUCUCUCUUCAAAAUGAAAUGCUCUAUUCGGUGAAAAACACUGUGUCAAUAUCGACUCACAAAAUACACAAUGAUACCACGGCCUGGGCAUAGCGGGUAAACUUUAGAGGUGUCGAACGCCCCGAUUGGACUCUGAUACUUCGUGUUUUUUUUUUUUCCCGAGUCCCUUUUUUUUUCUGCAAGAAUGGCGGAGCGUAGAUGGAAAAAGGUUGGUCUUGUCGUGUCAUUUGCGACAAUGAUCAGCGAGGAAGCAGCAGCUACUCACACACAGACUGUGAUUGAGGAUAUAGAGAAUUCUGAUGAGUUGAUUGCCCCUGUCAACAGAGCUAUCCAAGAUGGCAAAGGACAGCAAGAGUUUGGAGAGCAUCUCAAAGCCCGCAUCGCGGACCAUGAUAGGGAUAUUGAGAGGAUGUGUAAUUUUCAUUACCAGGGGUUCGUAGAUAGUGUGGGGGAGCUUCUGCAUGUCAGGGCACAUGCAAAGAAACUAAAGGAUGGGGUGUUACAAACCAAUCAAGCGUUGCAGAAAUCUGGCAAUCCCGUUAUUGAGAAAGCAGAAGAAUUGCAAACCACAAGAAGUAUGUUACGGAACAUCACUGCAACAGUCGACCAUCUUCAGACGUGCCUGCCAGUUCUGGAGAUGUACUGCAAACUGAAUGAUCAAAUAGAAAGCAAGAGGUACUAUCCUGCUCUGAAGACACUAGAGCAACUAGAACACACCUACCUGCCGAGAGUCAGGCGGUAUCGAUUCUGUGAACGGAUGGCAGACAACAUUCCUAUGAUAAGACAGAACAUCAAGGAAGCCUCCAUGAGUGACCUCAAAGACUUUCUGGAGAGUAUCCGCAAGCAUUCCGACUGGAUUGGGGAGGAAGCCAUGAAGCAGGUUCAAAAGAGAAGUACCCUGGAGACGUCAGCGUUCAUGAAAGCCAGACAUCGUACAGUCAAAGCCGAGUCGCCGCUCACAGAGGCCGAUAAGGAUUCUGUAGGGGACUUCAUGUUUGAGGAGGAAGAAGAGGUGAGCCCACAAGACAAGGUUGAUUUUUCUCCUGUCUACCGGUGUCUUCACAUCUACUCGGUGCUUGGUGAGAGGGAGGUGUUUGAGAGUUACUACCGUAAACAAAGGACCAAACAGUCUAAGCUUGCCAUCCAACCUCAGGGUAACACGUAUGAAUCAUUAGAUCACUACAAGAGAUACUUUCAUCAGAUUCUAGGGUUCUUUGUUCUAGAAGACCAUGUGUUAAGUACCACCGAAGGCUUAGUAACACGAGAAUACUUAGACGAUCUAUGGAACACAGCGUUAUCAAAAAUUGGAAGCACACUUAGAAAUAAUUCAGCAUACUGCACAGAUGCAACACUCUUGCUACGCAUCAAGAAUCUUGUAGUCCUCUUUGUACAGACAGUUAAUAGUUAUGGAUUCAACACGACACCCCUGACAGAGUUUCUACUGGACCUAAAGGAUCAAUACAAUGAAAUCCUCAUGAAGAAAUGGGUUCAAGUCUUUAGUGAUAUAUUCGAUGAGGAUAACUAUACCGCUAUGGCAGUCAACUCUGAGACAGAGUACCUUGACCUCAUCAGGUCAUUCCCAUUUAGAGAUGAGAAGAUUGACAAAGCACCAUAUCCACGUCGGCUGCCGUUCUCCGAGUUCGUCCCAAAGGUGUACAGACAGAUCAAGGAGUUCAUCUAUGCAUGCCACAAGUUCUCCCAAGAUCUUCACCUGACGCAGACGGAGAGGGACGAUAUGAUCCGAAAGUCCACCAACGUCCUCCUGACGAGGACACUCAGUGGAUGUCUCAAUGCUCUUAUACGAAAGAGAUGCCUAGGGCUCACAGAGUUGGUUCAAGUCACUGUCAACACCAUUCACCUAGAAAAUGCAUGUAAAUAUCUGGAGGAUUUUAUCUCUAAUAUUACAGGGACGACUGGAGAUAACAUUCAUGCAGCUGGUCUGCAGAGCACAAACAUCUUCAGAGAUGCACGGAGUGAAGCGGAGCUAGAGAUAUAUAGGAGACUUAAUGAAAAGGUCGAUGAGUUCUUGGAGCUGGCCUCCUAUGACUGGUCCUUAGAUGAGUCCCAGGGAAGAGCCAGUGGCUACAUCAUCGACAUCAUCCGCUUCCUGGAAGGCAGCUUCAAGGCUUUCAACCAUCUACCGGGUAAGGUUGCACAAACAGCCUGCAUGUCGACCUGCAAGCAUUUAGCUUCAUCCCUGAUGCAUUUCUUGCUAGAUUCCAACACCAGAUUUGUGUCAAUGGGGGCCAUUCAGCAGUUCAGCCUUGACGUUAUACAAUGUGAACAGUUUGCCAAUUCCGAACCUGUUCCUGGCUUCCGUGAUGGCGCUCUUCAGAUGGUAUUCUUGGAGCUCCGUCAGCUCUUAGACCUCUUCAUGGCUUGGGAUUGGUCAUCUUACUUCGCCGACUAUGGUCAGUCUACAGGAAAAUACUGCAGGGUCAACGCUCAGACUGCCAUCAACGUUUUAGAGAAAAUGAGAGAUACUGACAAGAAGAAAAACCUCUUCAACACAUUCAAGAAGAACGAGAGAGAUCGCAAGAAGCUCAUGGACACCGUCCUAAAGCAGCUGAAAGCUCUGGCGCCCUCUAUCAACAAUAAGUAGAAACAAGGUCAAGUCCUCCUGAUGCAUUCCUGCCAUUGCUUGCAGUAAUUUGGGAUUCAGAAUGAAAACGAUGCUAAAAUAAUGUCCGCAUUAUGUAUUGACUUCUUGAUUCUGUUCUCAUCCAUGUGUGAUAUCGUAUCGUCGAAAGGGGGUGUUGCAAAAAAAUGAUUGCAAUUAAUUGCAAUUUCAAUAUCAAAUUCCAAAGUGAUAGAUCAGUUUUAACUAAAUUAAUUUAUACUUGUUGCAAGAAGCAGACAAGGGCCCGUCUGACAAAUAUUUGCGAUUGAUCUGAUCAACCACAACUAUGGACGUCAACAUCUAUAAUGCAAAUUUGUUCAAAAUAUUUUCUAGAUACAAUGUAUAUUCAUACACUCAUCGUUUUCCUGAAGAUUCAGUGUGAUUCUCUUUGUUUUCUAAGGAGAUUGUGCAAAUAUCUUUGAAGAAAAAAUUAUGGUAUGGAUGGAUUUCCAUACAGUUGAGAUUGAUUGGAUCAAUCGCAACUCUUUGUAAGAUGGGGCCCAGCAAUUCCAAUUGCUAAUUUGAAAUUUUCAUUUAAAGACUCGUGGUUGAUUUUUGGAUUUGAAAUUGACUUGCAAUCGUUUGCAAGUUUUUGCAACUACCCAUUACUAUUUGAUACCAGUAUGGUGUGUUUUGAUCCCAUUCACAAAACAUGGUCCCAUUGCAUAUGAAUUGCUUUUAUGUCAUCGUAGUGAUGAUGAUAAUAAAUAAAACCUAUAACAAUAAUGAUAAAAAUAAGCUUUGCUUAUAUAGCGCAUAUAAAAAUUAUAAUAUCAAGUCUGUAUGCACUUAGUUUUAAAGAAGAAAAGAAAUAAUAGAGAAGAGAAAUGCCUUUUUAUCCAAUGUUAACUUUUCUGAAAUCCUUGUUCUUGAGUAAGCAAUGUUGCCAUGGUUAUUACCAUUGGACCAUAAAUAGUAACUUAUAUGUCAUGGGGCACAAAGAAAACAUUUUAGAACAUGUUAGAAGGACUUUAUCACUGAUAAAAUGUCACAGACAGACAAGGUAGGAAUCUUGUUUGUGGCAUUCUAGUAUUAAUUUUACCAUGAAAAAGAUGACCUAGUUAAAUAUUUUCUGGACUAAAUGUUUUGGCGCAGUCACAUUUCCCCUACGACGGCCAUACGAUGUGUUGAAAACAUCCGGUUUAACAUUUUUGUACCAGGUACAUAUAGUUGGUUUGUAUAAAAAUUAAUAAAACUGCUGUUUUGGACUCGCCUUAUGGCCAAUGUAGGAGAAAUUUGACUGAGGUAUUAGUAAGCAUGUCAGUUAAGGGGGUGUCCAGAAUAGACAUAGUAUUUGCUACAAAGUGCAAUUUAAAUUCCGCCUUUUGAGAAUGGUAUGGUCAAAAUCGUCUCAUCGCAGAUUUUUUAAUGAAAUCGCAUACAUGUACCAACAAUGUGAGAAGGUCUCUAAGACAUAAGUGUCACAGAUAGAUAAGAUGUUCAAUUUAAUUUUGCUCCGGCGACAAUUUGCUUCGCUGCAAUUCCACACAGCAUUGGAAUGACCAACUUCAACCCUGAAUUUAACACUAUACCCUAUCCUAAACCUAACCCUAACAUAAAACCCUAUUGCAACCCUAACCCCAUAUGUUAGACGAAAUAAAGCUUGGAACAAAUGUCAUGUCACUGUAUAAGAUGCUCUGUUCAGGAUCGAUUGAAUAAGCUCAUCAAAUAAAUACAUAGGGGGGAAAAGAAAGAUUUUCUCCUACAAAAUGUGAAAAAUAGCCCUCUAAAGUUGCAUAAACUUAAGAUAGAGCGUUAAAACGAUAAAACAAACAUUAAACCAGAAGAGAGUGCAUGUUUAUUGUCAUUGUGCAAUGAUCAAUGCAAUCAACUUUAAGCUUUGUCACUGUCUUGAAUCAUUAUGACUCAAACAUGUUUAACGGCAGAUCUCAUGCGACUUGUUGUCAUGGUACAUGUAUGUCACAAUUUCUGUGUAUUUCACAAUAUCCUGGCUCCUUCCCAUGAACCAGGACUUACUGGUCUAUCAAAAGCUGACCCCAAAAAAAGUCAUUUUGAGAUAAGGGAGGUUUUGAUAUUUACCUACCAAGCAAUGUGAUGGGGUGUGAUUUUGGAUUUUAGGCUGUCGGAUGUUGUAUUGAAUUUAAGUUUUAUGGUUUCUUUUAAUAUAAUCUGUAGGUGUCGCUGAUAUUUUGGAACAAAAAAAUCUUGAUUGCCAUAGAAUGUUAUUCUGUUUUUCAACCAUCAAACGUCCUAUAUUCAGUUAAUGACAGAAAUGUUUGAUAUUCAUUGCAAUAGGAAUCUAAGCAUCUGAUUGGUCAAAGCAAAAGAUGCAGUCAUGGAAACUACCAAAUCACAGGAAGUUUUUCAGCUUAUACAAUUUCAUUCUUGUAAGACCAAUAUUACCCUCAUCUUUGACUCUGAGAAUAUUUGAUUGGGCAAUAUAUUUUAUUUUGUUUCAUUUAUGAUUACUAUCAUGAUAAAGGUAAUUGCCUUGCCUUGAUGACUGCCAGGCACUCCCCAAUGAAUUAUGAAAUACCAACUAUAGUUAUAUUAUUUAAUAUAGCAUCUCUGUUGGGCUAUUGCUCACAUUGAAAGUACAUAUAUGUACAGUUUACACAAAAGAUAUGAUAAAAACCUGUCAUGUAAAUUUAUACAUAACAAAUAGAAAUAUAUUGAUAUAUGAAUACUCUGAAAAGUAUAUAAUCUAUUCUUUUUUUAUAGCUGAAUACUUGAUGUAUCGGUCUGCAUUGUGUAUGGUACAAUUAAUGCUGACAGUGUAUAUUUAUUUUCUAUGUAGGGUAUGUCAAAGUGCCAAUAGUUCUUUUGUUCAUUUUAUAAAGCACUGACCAAAAAGGGUCUUUAUUACAGGUUUAUUCAUCAAUUUCCAGUCAUAAAAGCCGGAAAUUAUGCAACCACAAUACAUUCAACAUUUUUCACACAUUUAUCUAUUUAAGUUUUCUUUGCCAUAUAUGCCAACUCACUAUUCCUUUUGUCUUACCUUCUUUUUCAACCAUGUUACUCUCUUUCAAUUUAUGACACUUAUAAGAAUCUACUUUCAAUAUUCCCUUCUCUCCCUCCCAUAUCUUUAUUUCUCUAUCUUUCCUUUUCUCUCUCAUCCUCCAUCCCUCCUUCCCCUACUUGUCUACACCACCUCUCUCUCUCACCCCUUUCUUUCUCUUUCUUUACCCCUCCCCUUCUCUAAAUCCUUUCUUCCCUCUUCUCCCUCCCCCUCCCUUUUUGGAUAAAGUAAUAAACAUAACAGAAGAAUAUGGCAAAGUUAAAUUAAUAGUAGAAUGUUAUUGAUGUUUAAUGAAUUGUUAGACAAACAUUACAUCGCAUACUAUGAAAUACCACACACGUGAAAAUUAUAUUCAUACGAGUACAGGGUGAUCAACAUAGUGAUUGAUUCAACAUAAACAGAUAAUAUUGCAAUGGAAAGCAAUAACAACCAAAAUUACUUUUGAAAUCAAUUCCUGAAAUUCUCUCUAAAGAUGAAAUUGUCACAUGUUUCUCAAGAGAAUGUUGGGAACAGUUGCACAAAACUUGUCUUUGAUGGUAACUUUACCAUCAAUGGCAACUACCACAGGAGCAGCACUUGGCAGCCAAUCAAACUU
Molecule: messenger RNA, 6340 nt
Organism: Lytechinus pictus (painted urchin)
Lineage: Eukaryota; Metazoa; Echinodermata; Echinoidea; Temnopleuroida; Toxopneustidae
Product: exocyst complex component 6B-like
Exons: 19
Coding region: 330-2747 (805 amino acids)
Biological process (GO): Golgi to plasma membrane transport; exocytosis; intracellular protein transport
Cellular component (GO): exocyst; membrane
Source: RefSeq, a predicted model, not a curated record